UUUACUGUUUUCAUCUGUUCCUCUUAAACUUCCAGAAAAUCCUUAACGUAUUCUUCCAAAAAUUCUAAUUCCUUCCUGCGAAAUUUGAAUACUGAAAAGACCUUUGAACUUUUGCUGAGUAUUAUUGUUCGAACAUCGUUGCCUCUAAUGUUAACCUUCCGGUUUUUCUCUCGUGACUUUGUUGAAAUCUUUCCUCAAAUUUUAUGACGAAGGGAAAAAUUUGCCCAGGGGCUUAUGAUGACGAGGAAGCUGUAGCGAGAGCAUAUUAUCUUGCUGCUCCAUGGGGCCCUGGAACGCUCACAAAUUUUCUUGUGAAAAAUUAUACGAGAGCCCUUGAAGAGAUGCAAAAUAUUUUCAAAGAAAGAGCAGUGGUUUCUCAAGGGAUCUCCAAAUACCGCCCCCCUCUCCAAGUAUGCUUUUGUACAUUCAUUUUUCUUUUAUAUGCGAAUGACAGCUGUACAAGGCAUGACUGUAGGUUAGUUACCAUCCAUAUGCCCCUUUAUCCGGAAAUACUGGUUUUAGUUUCUUGAUAUGUUAGUUAUCAUCCAUAUGUCCCCUUAUCCAGGUGUGCUUUUGUACAUUCAUUAUCCUUUUAUAUGCGAAUUAUAAGGCAUAGAUGUAGGUUACUUAUCAUCCAUACAUCCCCUUAUCUAGAAAUGUUGAUUUUUUUUUUUUUACUUAAAAUCAAGAAUAAAUUAAGUUAUCCAAUGGUGUUUGGACAGAAAUUAGUUAAAACUAAGUUUACUAUUUUUAGGCUUAGUCAAACUUUUUUCAUCUUCAACUCUUUGUGUGCAUUGCUAACUUGAACUCAAAGACUUAAUAUAUGGCAACUGUAAUUUGAUUUCGUGUGCAUUUGGGAAUUUUGGUCGAAGCACUUCUUUCGUUUUUAUUUUGCUUAUAUGCCGUCGACCCCAGCAAGCCCUAUUCAAUUGCCUUUUUGCGAGAUUGCGUUCAUGACAACUGGAAAAUGAUUGCAUUGAUUUUCUCAGCCGCUGUCAGGUUUAAAACUUCUUUAGGGCUAUGGAUGGGUUGCUGCACGUUCGUAUGUGGGUAGAGAAAUUUUUUGUCUUUAGUAAGAUAUCAAAUAGAAUCACUUAUAGUGGAUUAUAUACUAUACUGAACCGGAAGCAUACCACUACUAGAACUCAAAAUUUGUAACACUGUUUUAGAGCAAAAUAGGGGCUUUGCUGUUGAAAUUAGAGAUGUUACGUUUCUAAAUUGUAUGAACCAUUACAAUUUCUUAUCCAAAAGAUGCAAUUUGAUGCAGCCAAACAUGUUGAGAAAAAAGACACCGAACCAAAUUCAUUUCCAAAAACCAGCAGAGGAAAGCCUGCAAAAUGGUUUUGUUACCAGUUGGAAUAAAUAGCCUAAGCAACAUUUCUUCCAAUUUAAGCGGGGGUGGAAGAAACCAUUCAUCAACAGGCUGGCUGCUUCUCUGUACUUUGACACAAUUAAAUCAACGUGAACCGAGUCUUAUUUUGAAUCUUCUUAUUUACCAUACUAUGCUUUGGAGUUGGUUCUUUGCAUAUAAGUUAGAAUAUUGAUCUUGUCUUUGGGGUAUAGUAUCUUCAAUUUCUUCCCAAGUUUGUCAAUUCUGUUACUUCUAAUUGUUUUUUUUUUUUUUUUUUUCUUUCUCUCAUUGUUACUGACAUUUCUUUUACUUUUUUAAUUCCAAUUCUGUUCAAUGUUUUUUAAUAAAUAGAGGAAAGAUUUGCAUCUACUCUUCAUUUCUCUCGAAGGGAAAUCGUUCGAGGAAAUUGGAAUUUCAUUUUCGACUGUCUUCUUGAAAUUAUGUAUCCUACAAAAUACUUUCCACACUCAUGUACAGAACUGCAACAAUGCUAACUUGUAGAAAUGUUCUGCUUGAAGUACUCCCAUUCCCACCUCUCUUCUUUGAAAGAACUUGAAAGUGUUUGUAUAAAAGCUACAUGAGGUAUAAUAACUAUUUUUCUAGAAAUUAUAAGCAUCGUUAGUAGAAGAUAUUAAAAAUACUGAUAAAAAGCCAUUGGUCAACUCAAUAAUAAUAUUGUGUAUAGGUGAUUUUGUUUUCUUUUAUAUGGUUUACAGAACUCCUCAUAUUGAAAUUCCAACAAUGUGUUCUUAUAUUAAAAAAGUGAACCAUCCUUGAUACUAAUAGUAUUAGAUUUUAUAUGAACAAUGAAUUUUCAACGCGCAUGUCAUUCUUCAAUUUUUAACAUUUAAAAUGCUAAUAUUAUCUUAAAAAUAACAAAGCAAAAGGCUAGUAAAAGGAAAAAAGAGCGAAGACUAGUGAGGUUUUGGAUUUUGUUGAGGUUUACAGUUCUAAAGAAAAGGGACACAUUCAACCUCUCUCUAUCCAAUCCAAGUGGAUGAGAUUGUUUUGUCAAUUAACGUUCGACCCACAAUUUUUUUAACUUUCCACAUAUGGUUGAGAGAUACACCAUUAGUCAUGUGCUCGUCUCAUGGAUUAAAUGCUUGUUCAAUUUUUUUAUUAUUUUCAAAAGAUAUUUCUUCUAUUCAUUUUAAUCAAUAUAUUCUUCAAUAAAAUAAUAUUACAUACAAAUUCAAUAUUUUUUAAUCACAUAUUAUUCAUUAAUCUAACAUUUGAAAAUACAUUCUUAACCUUCACAUCAUAUGCACGUUCUUAGAUAUAAAUUAACUUUUACUUUACAUUAAUUUUUUAAUUUUAAUUUUUACCUGACAUGAACUAUAUAUUAUACUUCAUUAGCCAAAUUUCAUUCAUAAUAAAUUAAUAAUUUCAAAUUAGAUAAACAUUACAUAAAGAACAAAGGAAACAUGAAUCAGAGUUCUUUCUCUCAAGCAGGCAACGUUUAACCCCAAAUAAAAUAAAAUAAA
Messenger RNA from Olea europaea var. sylvestris, 2835 nucleotides. Its product is annotated as AP2-like ethylene-responsive transcription factor At2g41710. The transcript has 4 exons. Bases 204 to 530 code for a protein of 108 amino acids. NCBI's taxonomy places the organism in Eukaryota, Viridiplantae, Streptophyta, Magnoliopsida, Lamiales, Oleaceae. The record is from RefSeq and is a predicted model, not a curated record.